UUGACCAGAUCGACACGUUGACAUCUGACCUGCAGCUGGAGGAUGAGAUGACAGACAGUUCCAAAACAGACACACUCAACAGCAGCUCCAGCAGCACAACAGCCUCCAGCCUGGAGAAGGUGAAGGUGCGGGGCAGUACUCCACUCAUCAAGCCGCCUGUGCAUUCCUCUGCUAUCCUCACCGUGCUGCGGAAGCCAAAUCCGCCUCCCCCCCCUCCACGACUGACACCUGUCAAGUGUGAAAAGCCUCUGAGGCCACCCCCUUCGGCCAACCCUGUCAAGACUAAUGGUACCCUGCCACGAAAUGGACCCAGCCAUAUCCCAAAUGGGGAUUUGUGCUGUAUACCAAACAGUAAUUUGGACAGUGUCGCGAUUCCACCUCUAAUGCACAGACCUGAGAAAGAGCGGUGUCCUCAGGCAGGAGCGAGGGAACGGGUACGAUUUAGUGAAAAAGUGCAGUAUCACGGCUAUUGCCCAGACUGUGACGUUCGAUAUAACAUUAAAAACAGGGAGGUGCACUUGCACAGCGAGCCUGCCCAUCUUCUGAGAGCGCUGCCUCAUCAGUGCCCUCCUCUGCCACCCCCACCGCCUCCGCUGCCUCCGUUUCCUCUAGAAAAUGGAGGGCUGGGGAUAAGUUCCAGUAACAGCUUUCCUCCUCCGAGACCUGUUACUGUGCCUCCACAAACUGCAGCAAAACCCCAGAAGACCAUCUUGAGGAAGUCGACCACUACAACAGUGUGAUGUAUGCCACUUGAAAAAAACUUUGUUUUUUUUUGUAUGUAUAGAUAGGUAACAAGCACUUUCUACUUGAGCAAUAAAAAGACCCAGUGUAUUACUCCCAGUGUAUCCAGUGAAGUGGCAUAAAAAUCACACGUUUCCUAUCUGCAGCAUCGUUUAAAAGGAAGUGGAAAGAAAGAUCAGUUUGAAAGUACAGAGUGCUGAUUCCUGUUAGAUUUUCGUCUGUCCAGCUUAGUGGAGUAAGCAUUGCUGCUGAAUUCUGGGAAGCUUUCUGUUUCCAGCCACUGUGCUUUAAAAUGCCAUUUGACAAAACAAAGUGGAGUGGCAGAUAACACUUUUGACUGAAUUCUAGCAAAGACAUUCUCCUCUGCCUCAUUGCUUGAGUGAAGGCAUUGUGUGUGGAGCCAUUCAAUAGGAAGCAAUCACCGGAAUUUCAGGCAGCUUGACCUUUGAUGAGGGAGUAAAGAAGUAAUUGAAAG
Meleagris gallopavo (turkey) is the source of this 1216-nucleotide messenger RNA. Lineage: Eukaryota; Metazoa; Chordata; Aves; Galliformes; Phasianidae. The record is from RefSeq and is a predicted model, not a curated record.